Messenger RNA from Suillus subalutaceus, 1457 nucleotides. RefSeq names its product terpenoid synthase. NCBI's taxonomy places the organism in Eukaryota, Fungi, Basidiomycota, Agaricomycetes, Boletales, Suillaceae. The record is from RefSeq and is a predicted model, not a curated record. Bases 175 to 1344 code for a protein of 389 amino acids. The transcript is spliced from 8 exons.
UCACCAUCGGAUGUAUUGAAGGAUGCAUCAGUCUGGAUGUUAGUGAGCCAAGUAUGGUCCAACUGAUAACAGGGUACCAGAAACCGGUCCAGGACCGACUCAACGGCGGCAGCACUAACGCAGAUAUAAAACCUAGUCAGUGCAUGUGUGGAUACAAACCAGAGUGCUUUCAGCAUGGUGACUUUUAUCUUCAACACACUCCCCGCCUGGAUCGCACAUCUAGUGUCAGGUCUAGGAGUACAGUUGACCAUGGACCAGCGUGACAUGGUUGCCUCUGAACGCCCCACUGCAGGGGGAUUGGUAACCACCAGUGCUGGCGAUGGAUGUGAUCAACCUCUGAAGAAAAUCUUCAUACCUGACUUGCUCGCAAGAUGGCCAUUUCCCCGCCGUCUUAAUCAGCACUAUUCCAACUUUAAAGCCUUUAGCCCCAAAGCACAACAAGCCUUCAACCGUUGCAAUCUCGGUAAGACAUGGCUCAUAAUAACCCUGUUGAUGUGCUCACGCCUUUCGUUAGGUCUUCUUGGUUGUUUAGCCUACCCCAUCGCGAGUGAAGAACACGUUCGCAGCGCUUGCGAUUACAUGAAUCUUGCAAUUGUCAUAGAUGAAUAUUCCGAUGUAUCAGAAGAAGGAGACGUCCGCAAACAAAAGGACGUCAUCAUGGAUGCUCUACGUCACCCUCAUAAACCACGUCCAAAAGGAGAAUGGGUCGGUGGAGAAAUUGCUCGCCAAUUCUGGGAACGUAUUAUACGUGACGGUGCUAAUAGUCAGUCACAGAAGCGGUUCAUCGCAAUAUUCGAUGAAUAUCUAGAGGGCGUAGUGCAGCAGGCCAUUGAUCGAAGCGGACAUCAUAUCCGUGACAUCCAGAGUUACUUCGACUUGCGCCAUGAAGUAAUUUCGCACUCAACAAUUGAGGAUGUGGUAGCGGUAUCUCUUGACAUGAUGACGCUCAGUAAUGACAUCUUAUCCUACGAUCUAGAGCAAGCACGUGGAGAUGACGAUCACAAUAUAGUGAAAAUUGUCAUGCACGAGUUUGAUACGGAUGUCAAUGGCGCCAUGUUAUGGGUGGCGGAUCACCAUACAAAACUCGAAAAGAAGUACUUCAAGGCCGUGGCAGCCAUUCCGAAAUGGGGAGAGCCCAUCGACUCACAGGUUAGGGAGUAUUGUGAUGGCUUGGGAAACUGGGUGCGCGCCGGCUGUGAUUGGAGCUUCGAGAGCGAGAGGUACUUUGGCACCAAUGGUAUGGAAGUUCAACAGAAAAAGUGGAUUUUGCCGAUGCCGAAAGACUACUUGAAAGGUUGUGAAGAGAUUGGACCUGUACUUGUUGGUGUGACCCAUAUUGAAUGACUCGUUUCUUGACAGAUUACGACUAUAUUACGUUCUCAACCUUGUCGCCCGUCUCAUAUGUUUUUCCUCCGCGUUCCACAUUAUCUUCUUGGUUACUUUCUCGUCAUUCGUUC